Episyrphus balteatus (marmalade hoverfly) is the source of this 3729-nucleotide messenger RNA. RefSeq lists its product as uncharacterized. The transcript is spliced from 11 exons. The coding region runs from base 846 to 3584 and encodes 912 amino acids. Lineage: Eukaryota; Metazoa; Arthropoda; Insecta; Diptera; Syrphidae. The record is from RefSeq and is a predicted model, not a curated record.
UAGUCACAGUAUAGUCAUGCCUGAGUGCAUGAAAGCCUAAGACUUCCUUAGCGAUCAAAAGUUUAGCCGUACGAUACCAUCGAGUUAGUUGCUCGUAGAAAUCAAUCCGGUGCGGAUGUUAAUGUGUAUCUUUGCUCAACAACAGCUGCUGUUGUAGAUACUUUUUCAAUUUUUGUCGAGAGAAACUGUUUGGAGAUUGUUAUUGUAUCGCUGCUUCAAUUGAUCGCGCGGUUUUUUCGUUCUCCAUUCAUACAUUUUUGAUCGUAGUCCUUUGGAAUCGUGUUCGACCUAUAAAAGGGAUAAUUCGCAAGGACAUCAAACUGUAUUGAGUCAUAAAACAAUAAAUUUGAACGCGAGCAAAAGAAUUAAAAGAAAAAAAUCGAAAGCAAAAUAAUUGCUUAGAAAGUUUAACACACGAAGCAAACAAAAAUUUUUAAUUUAAAUAUAUUACUUGUGGGACCUCUUUUAGGAGGCUUAAGCAACAAGCACGUUGUAUUUCUCAUUUUUCUGUGUUGUUGGUGCUUCUAUAGACUUGGCACACAUUUUUGUUUUAAUAAAGAAAGUUUGUGUUGUUUAACGACCAACGGCGGCGGUUUUUUGUCAAAAAAAUGCUCGUAAUUUCGUGUGACAGAUGAAAAGUGUUUGAAGUGUGUUUUCAAAGUGUGUUUUUUGGUUGUACAUAUUUGCAGUUGCUGCUGACCUAAAAUUCAAUUCAUUCAUUUAGCUUUAUCGUGUGAAAAAGUCUUGUUGUUGUUGUUAGUGGAAUAUAAUAAAUAUAUGUUGGCAACACUCUUGCUGUUGAAGACACAUUAAAGUAGGUACAUUUUCGAGCAGAGCUGUGCAUCAUGGCUAGUAAAGUGUACACGAAUACACUGAUAACAAUUUUUAUAUUGGGAUACUAUACAAUUAUUGGCGUAAACAGUAGUGAUGUAUCAACACUAUGCAGUUUUCCAGGCUCACCAGCACACAGUUCGGUUGUAUUUUCAAAUGCAAAUUUAACACACAACACUGUGGCAUCAUAUUCCUGUGAAAGAGGUUUUGAACUUCUUGGACCAGCACGCCGAGUAUGUGAUAAAGGAACAUGGAUGCCAGAAGGAAUUCCAUUUUGUGUUCUGAAUGUGGCUGCCGGGAAAGCUCCAAUGCAAAUAUCAACAGAAGGAUCAGGCAUACCACAAAAAGCAAUCGAUGGCUCUACAUCCGCAUUUUUCAGUGCGGAAACGUGUUCGCUUACAAAAUCAGAGCGCUCCCCGUGGUGGUACGUGAACCUGCUUGAACCGUACAUGGUGCAGCUUGUUCGCCUAGAUUUCGGAAAGUCAUGUUGUGAUAACAAACCGGCUACUAUUGUUGUGCGCGUUGGUAACAAUCGUCCUGAUUUGGGCACAAAUCCCAUCUGCAACCGUUUCACCGGACCACUUGAAGAAGGUCAACCCCUAUUUCUACCAUGCAAUCCACCAAUGCCCGGUGCAUUUGUAUCAGUACAUUUAGAAAAUAGCACACCCAAUCAGUUGUCAAUUUGUGAAGCCUUCGUCUACACAGAUCAAGCACUUCCCAUCGAACGUUGUCCAACAUUCCGCGAUCAACCACCAGGUGCUUUGGCAUCAUACAAUGGAAAAUGUUACAUUUUCUACAAUCGUCAACCAUUGAAUUUCCUCGAUGCCUUAUCCUUCUGUCGAUCAAGAGGUGGAACUUUGAUAAGUGAGAGUAAUCCAGCAUUACAAGGCUUCAUAAGUUGGGAACUUUGGCGUAGACACCGAAGCGAUGUCAGUUCACAAUAUUGGAUGGGUGCUAUUCGUGAUUCAGAGGACCGAAAUAUGUGGAAAUGGACUGAUGGCGAAGAAGUUACUGUAUCAUUCUGGAAUCAUCCUGGUGGCGAUGAAGAUUGUGCUCGAUUUGAUGGUUCAAAGGGAUGGCUAUGGAGUGAUACCAAUUGCAAUACUCUACUUAACUUUAUCUGUCAACAUCAACCAAAAACUUGUGGUCGUCCAGAACAACCACCAAACUCAACAAUGGUCACUCCAAAUGGAUUUGAAGUCGAUGCACAAGUCGAGUACACAUGUGACAGCAAUCAUUUAUUGGUUGGUCCAGCUACAAGGACCUGUCUGGAAACUGGCUUCUACAAUGAAUUUCCACCCGUUUGUAAAUAUAUCGAAUGUGGACUUCCAGCAUCCAUUCCACAUGGUUCAUACGAUCUGAUAAAUGGCACAGUUGGAUAUCUAAGUUUGGUCAAAUAUGAAUGUCAAGAAGGUUAUGAAAUGCUUGGUAGAGCUUUGUUAACCUGCGACUUUGAUGAACGCUGGAAUGGACCUCCACCUCGAUGUGAAAUUGUUGAGUGUGACACACUUCCUGGUAAUUACUACAACACAAUCAUUUCGGCACCAAAUGGAACAUUCUUCGGAUCAAAGGCUGAAAUAUCCUGUCCACCUGGAUAUCGUCUAGAAGGUCCUAGAUUUAUAACUUGCUUGGCAACUGGACAAUGGAGCAGUGCAUUGCCUCGUUGCAUGAAGAUCGAAACUUCAAGUACAAUUCCUGUGACUUCGUCAACUACUACCUUCAGACCGAAGACUACCACUGCUUCCCGAAGACCAACAAGACCCACAAUAUCUACCACACUUUCUAUUAGCUCAACACCAAUUGUCGAAAUUAAUGGUGAACAUGACACUGACGAUGAAGAUGUAACAUUUGUUGUACCCGGAACAGUACGAGAAGAAUUCCCACCAAAAAGAAUUCUACGUCCAGUUGUUGUCUCCAAGAAUAGAAUACCAUCAUCAUCUGCUGCACCAAAGCCUUCAACAACGACAACAACUUCCACAGCAUUGCCACCAUUUAGCACAGCUGGACCUACAAUACCUACAAAAGUCCGUCCAUUACCACCGCUAUAUGAAACAACAACCCCGCGAAACACUCAGAAUAUUAUCCUCAAUGCCCAUCCACAGGACAAUGAAAUAUCAGAUAGCGUCAAUAUUCAACAGAAUCAAUCGCCAAAUGUUAACGUUCCAUUCUCUGUGGAAAAUUCCGAACGUAAAGAAGGAAAAGAAGCUAAACUUAAUCUUGGUGCUAUUGUUGCUUUGGGUGCAUUCGGUGGAUUUGUAUUCCUAGCAGCAGUGAUAACAACAAUUAUCAUACUCGUGAGGAGAAACCGUACAACUCACCACUAUCGUCAUAGGGCUUCGCCAGAUUGUAAUACUGUAGCUUCAUUUGACAGCUCCACUUCAGGCUCAAGAAAUGGAUUAAAUAGAUAUUAUCGUCAAGCGUGGGAAAACCUACACGAGUCUGCAUCGAAAAAUAGUUCACAUAAUGCUUUAAGGAAAAAGACUUUGCAGGAGAACCACGAACCGCCUAGUCAAGGCCGAUCACGGGAUAAUAUGCGAGAAAAUAUUCAAAGGUCUCGUGAGAAUUUAGACAGGGUUGGACGAGACUACGGCUUGAGGGAUAAUUCAGAGCUGGUUGUUUCUGAUGUCUGCAUAAAAGGUGAAAAGAAACGCCACCAUCAUCACCAUCAUAAGAGCAGCAGUCGAGGUGGCGAAUACCGUGAACAAUCGGCCAAUGCAAGACGAGACCAUCGACACAGUGGCGGACAUUAUUGACCAACCAUGGUCAUUACCAUUAAUGUAGAACAAGAACAUAAAAUCAUAAAAAUGCAAUAAAUAAAAAAAACCAAUAUUUUUAGUCUUAAAUUUAAUUAAUUUCAUGUAGAAAAUUAAACAACAACAAAAACAAAAAAACAGAAAA